CCUUCUCACUCAUAUCACCCCUUUUCAGUGGAGAUCGCACAGCAUUAUUCUGGACUUGCAGAUUUGAAACAACAAACAUGAGGUUUGCUUUGUUUCUGAACGGACUCCUGCUGCUCUUUCUGCUUGCUGACCGGACAGAAAGUGUUGAAUCUGUGGACAUCACAACUCUUGCUCGGAUUAUUAACUUCUUCGAACAGAACUAUAAGAGAGUGGAUGCAGAUGGACAUGCCCGUCAGUACGCUACAGCCAUCAAUGUACCAAUGCAACAGUGUCAACCAAACUUCGUUCCAGCCCAGAACAACUUUCUGACUCAAGAGAUACCAGCAAACGUGAAAAACGCUAUAACUGAUGAAACAAAUGCACUUUACCAGGGUGCAGAGCUCAUCGCCGCAGGAACUAAGAAAGUUGUGAUCAGUAAAAAGAAGCAAUACAACAUGCAUUCAGAGUCUCUCCUGCUCAAUCCUGCCGGCAACUCUCCAAUGACCAAACUUCUGAAUAAAAGAAAAGACGGCUGCUCGGUUUUCUACACGUUUGAGUCCCCAUGUGUGGACACAUGUCUGAAUCCAAAGAAUGACCACAAUAUUCUUGAAGGCCUGAAGAAGUGGAAGGAACACGGUGGGAUUAAAGCUUUUGCUUUCAAGAAUUUCUGGAAGUUUGACACUGGAAAAGAUCUUCAGAGUGAAUUCAAGAAGAUCGCGGCUAUUGUUCCUCUGUACCGCUGUGUGAGUGAGAAUGUGUGUUAUGCUUGUAAAGGGGAAGGAAACACUGCCAUUGACUCCCGCUGUCUGCCUUAAGAAAACAUCUAUUCAUGCACAUGCAAUUUAGUAUUAAAACCUAUUAUCUUUUAUUAUGAAAUAUAGUCAGCUUAGAUUACAAUGCAUUUUAAAAAAUGUACUUGCUUCUUGUUUAAACAAAUAAAGUACUUAUGCUUGC
Danio aesculapii is the source of this 933-nucleotide messenger RNA. RefSeq lists its product as uncharacterized. The record is from RefSeq and is a predicted model, not a curated record. Lineage: Eukaryota; Metazoa; Chordata; Actinopteri; Cypriniformes; Danionidae. The transcript is spliced from 3 exons. The coding region runs from base 78 to 794 and encodes 238 amino acids.